Molecule: messenger RNA, 3203 nt
Organism: Bombyx mandarina (wild silkworm)
Lineage: Eukaryota; Metazoa; Arthropoda; Insecta; Lepidoptera; Bombycidae
Product: protocadherin Fat 4-like Cad96Ca
Biological process (GO): homophilic cell-cell adhesion
Cellular component (GO): cell-cell junction; membrane
Molecular function (GO): calcium ion binding
Source: RefSeq, a predicted model, not a curated record
GCGGCGGCAGGGUGGCGCCGGCGGGCGGCGAGUGCGCUAUGAGCGACCACCUGCGCGGCGGCGGCGGCGCGCGCUCCGGCGUGGCGUGGCCCGCGCACACUAUCCCCGCCACGCUCAAGGCGCUCGCCUGGGACGACCACAACAAACAGCGACGCAGAGAGUCCGGUGCACGACGCGACCAACCGCGCGGUCGCCGAGCACAUGAACCUCACCGUGUACUUCUGAACCCACGAUCUGAUCUGACAAACAAUGACGAUAAUGAAAUAUCUGAUACAAACAACAACCUCAUCUUGGACGAGUAUUUGAAAGCCAACAUCAUGCCAAUGUAUCCACUGCCAAUGAAAUAUUUAACGAACCAUAACUUGACUGACAAUGUUAAGCUUACAAAGAUUGUUAAUACCGAUUUUGCAGACGAUAAUCAAACUAGUUUAAGUAAAGAAUAUUGUAAUCCAAUUGAAGCUAUAAAUUAUUGCUUCCCAUUACAGAAUUAUAAUCAGAGGAAACUUUCUGAUAGUGAAUGUAAGCCCGUGACGUCAUACGCUUUGCCAUCCCAUAAUGGGAAUGCAAAUAGUGGUGAAAUUAUUAGAAAAGGAAUUCUUUCAGAAACUACACAUAUUUUGAAAUCAAAAGACUAUGCUAUGGCAGAAAGCCUUCCUACUGUCACAAAGAGCUCAUUAAAAGCAAGAUAUGAAGUUGAAGAAAAAAUCAAAACCAAACCUAGAACAAACAGCCACAACGUUCAUUUUGCAUUAGAAGAAAAUAAUAAAAGCUCUAACGAUUCUAUGGUCCACAGCAACAAAGUUAUUUAUAAAUUUGCACCCACCAGUAGUAGUAGUACACUCUCCUCUAAAAGUAGGCCUACAAAUGGAAAUCAAUCAAAUAGUAAUAAAUCAAUGCCACUUAUUUCUAGUCCGAGCCACAACUAUAAUAUGUCAAUGGAUAAAAUAGAAUUAUCAAAACCUAAAACAGCACCAAAUUCUGUAGAUUAUUUUCCAAUCGAGAAAUCCUAUGGGAGUGUUCCCAUCGUCCCACACGACACAGGGUACAGCAAACCCAUCGCCCCAAUAUUGUACGACGUGGCCGGACCGGUCCUGGGCAUGAUGUACCACGACCCGCCUCCUGCCUACGCGACUAUAAACCCUAGGAAGCUGCACAAACAUCAUGUCAGACCCGCUGUAUUCACGAGAACUGGAUUAGAUCCGAGAUUCCAGAUGAUAUAAUAUAAACUCAACUUCUUUACUUGCAAACUUUACCAAGAACUACAGAUCCAAAGAAAUAUAUAAAUCGUAAUUUGAUAAUUGUACAGUUGUCCACCGACCUAGCUAAGAGUAAUUUCGGUGGCAUGACACAAAACGCAUGUACGACAAUCCAAUUAAGCUAUCUUUGUGUUCUGAUCCAUGCGAUGUUAUUUAUAUCUUCAGGUGUAUGGUGCAUUAGUAUGGGAUCGCUCGCUGCUCAUGACUUUAUUAAAUACAAAGACUUCUUAACUUAAGAAGUUGGAGUUCAUGAAACUAAGUUUCGGUUCUUUACAGAUAUGAUGACUACUAUCUGAUCACGAUACUCUGGUUACUGAGAGCUGUCGAAUAGAACCGGUCGCUAUCGACAAAUAAACAUUAGUUCUCAUCAAUCAGCCCGGUAUGCACCCCUUACGCAGGCGGAAUACUUAUCUUACUUUUAAUUUAACGGCAUACUUUAUCAUGCCAGUCUGAUUAGUUAAUGAGUUGAUAAUGUGUUUAAUUACCAAAUGAAAUAGUCAUAGAUUAGAAUACGCAAGGCUUAUUUUAAAAAAAUGUAUAUGUUAUAUAUUAUACUAUUAUAAUACACACUUGGUGGUGGCGUCACGGGUUCCGGUAAUUUCAUGUAAAAUCAAAAUUAUAUCUAAAAGUAAGUGACUACUAAUAAAUCACUUUUAUUCUCAUGGAAAGCGACAAAUUAUAGUGAAAGAAAAUUGUAAAUGAAAUGCUUAAAUUAUACAUAUACAUACAUACGUAUGAUAACGAUAAUGGGAUUUAUAAUUAUGUACCGUACCUUUCUACUGAGACCUACCCAAAUUUUAAAUAGGUGCAGUAUACCAAAUAUUUAUAACAGCGUAAGUUAAAAACUUAAGUUACGAGAAUUAAUACAUAGUGUUAUCUAUAUAUUAUGAUGGUAAAUUAGGCUGUUUCAAGUUAUGAAGAAUACAAAGUUAACAGUGAAAUGAGAUAAGUUUAGUAUGUACAAUAAUAUAGAUCUAGAAGACAAACGUGCUAAAUGCAAAAUAUAAGGAGGGGGAGUUUUAAUUGCAAAUAAAUAUAAUUUGCGCUAUUGGCGUAAGCAAUAGCAUAACGAUAACAUUAACUCUUAUUUCAGCACUGUUAUUGAAAAGAAAUCAAGAUAAAGGCAAAAAAAUUUAGCUGAUUUCCUCUUCUAUUUACCAACCGGUUUUUUAGUUCUUUUUUUAAUGAACUUUGUGUUAUCAAUGAAAAAGGAAAAUAGUAUUGGGCGAACACUAGAUUUAGUGAAUGAAUAUAAUUUCCGAUUGACUUUAGGACAUACCCUUUUGCACCCGACAAACAUAAUGAAAUCGUCUCUUUUCUAUUAUAAAGCAAUUCCAAAUUUAUAGCACAUCGUAAGAAUCUUUCAACUAGUGUGCGCGCACAAAGCGACGAUGCAUGCAGUAUUUGUUUAUUAAUGAUAAGUCUGGAUUUUAUUAACUCACCUUAAUACACAGAAUCACGUAGAAAUAUUCUGUGUUAUAAAUGUCAAAGAUUAAUUUUAAAUGUUAUCGUUAAAAUAUGUUAGGGUCGCGACGAUUGCACCCGAUUCCCGUGGAGCCAGGUUGUUGAACGACUUAUGUUCCUGUUCAAAUGCAACUUUAAAAUAAACAUGCAGUGUGCGUUAUUGCUUGCUUCGCUAGAAGUAAUAGUGUUCUGUGGCUAAGAUGUUCGGUUGUAUUACAUCAAACAACUAGUGUCCUGGAACAUUAGGAAUCCUGUGGUCAGCACGUUUGUAAUUGAUGUCAACAAUAGAUUCAGUUUAAUAAAACGUUAAUUGACGGAAGUUAAAGAUUUUACCUCUUAACUUUAAUUUUCGUGUCGAUAUUAUCUAACGCUAGAAUUAUAAUACAUAAAUAUAUAAGAAAUGUUUUGAACUAAUUUAUGUUUGCUAGUUUGUUAGUAUUAUUUAUUAGUUUUUAACCUUAUCUAGUUAAAGCAACAAUGUUA